AUGUCUGCCGACGAAGUAGCCCAGAAGCUGGAAAAGACUACGUUGAAUUCUGUUAGCCAUCCAUUGAACACAAAAUGGACUUUAUGGUACACUAAGCCUGCUAUCGACAAGAGUGAAUCUUGGUCUGAUCUAUUGCGUCCUGUCACUUCUUUUAAGACUGUUGAGGAAUUCUGGGCUGUUCAACAAAAUGUCCCAGAACCUAGAGAUUUACCAAUGAAAUCUGAUUAUCAUGUUUUUCGUAACGAUAUUAGACCAGAAUGGGAAGAUGCUGCUAAUGCUAAAGGUGGUAAGUGGUCUGCUCAAAUCAGGGGUAAUAAGCAUUCUGAAAUCAAUCAAUUAUGGUUAAAGGCAGUUUUAUCUGUCAUUGGUGAAACCGUUGAUGAAGAUGAAUCUGAAGUCAAUGGUGUUGUCUUAAGUGUCAGAAAAGGUAAUUUCAAGAUUGCUUUAUGGACUAAGUCAGAAUCAAAAGAACCAUUACAAAAGAUUGGUGCCCGUUUCAAGAAAAUCUUGGAAUUAGAGGACGAUGAACAUUUAGAUUUUUUCCCUCAUUCCAUUGCUAACGUUAAACACCCACAACCAGCUAUUAGUUUAUAA
Messenger RNA from Henningerozyma blattae CBS 6284, 594 nucleotides. RefSeq names its product translation initiation factor eIF4E (gene CDC33). The transcript has a single exon. Gene Ontology annotation, biological process: translational initiation. Bases 1 to 594 code for a protein of 197 amino acids. The record is from RefSeq and is a predicted model, not a curated record. Lineage: Eukaryota; Fungi; Ascomycota; Saccharomycetes; Saccharomycetales; Saccharomycetaceae. Gene Ontology annotation, molecular function: translation initiation factor activity; RNA 7-methylguanosine cap binding. Gene Ontology annotation, cellular component: cytoplasm; eukaryotic translation initiation factor 4F complex.